Coffea arabica (coffee) is the source of this 1425-nucleotide messenger RNA. NCBI's taxonomy places the organism in Eukaryota, Viridiplantae, Streptophyta, Magnoliopsida, Gentianales, Rubiaceae. The record is from RefSeq and is a predicted model, not a curated record.
AGCACGACAUCCUAUCUUCUCUCUUACAUGAUUGUCUUUGGCAGUUGCUUUACUCAGUUCUUAUUUUCUCUUUUAUUGCUCUGUUCCUUCGAAGCCUCUUCUUGGUUUUGCUCUUCUUAAUACAGAUUGGUCAGCUUUCUUCGUCUAUGGUUGCUGUAAGGAACUUUCUUUCUUUGUCAUCUUCUCUUACAUAUCUGCAGCUUGUAUUGUUUCAGGUUACAUGUUCGUUCUUUUUUCCCCCGUUUUACUUUUUGUUCUGGCAGUUUUUGUUUCUUCUUAAACUCCUGGAAAAGGAUAUGAGUUUGUCCGAGAAUUGUUCCACAGUUCUUAUUCAUAUCGUUCGUCGACUGACUUCACAGGAAGUAAACAAAUACGGGUCUCCAAAUUUGCCAGACCAGCGUAGCAUUGAGCUGAGAGAUGCUACUCCAAAGAAGAAGAAGCAAUGUCAUUGCAAAAACUCAAGAUGCUUGAAGUUCAGAAUUUGGAGAAGUGGGGAAGCGUGUGUAGCUGCAAUGGGGUAAGAACUUCUGCAAUCGAGUUUUAUAAGAGAGUCCCAUGGGUCUUCUCUCAUGCUCCAUGUCCUUCAGUCUGAAGUGCUCAAUUUUGGCAUUAUGCUUGAAAUUGAUAGACAGUGAUUUAUUACAAAAUUCCGCAACUUACCUACUCCAUUUUGUGUUCAGAGUAGUCUUUUAAGGUACAACUGGGGAGCCCUUAUAAUUUUCCCUUGGUACCCUGUAUUUCAUAUGCAUUAUUAUAAUUAGCCAAUUUAUUAUUAUAGUUACUCAUUAACUUUUUGUAUCUGUAACAUUAUUCAUAAACUAUGUUAUCCUUAUUUAUUAAUGCUAAUGAAUUUCCUUUAUUCUCUGUGGUUAAUCAAUAAACAUGGUUUGAUAAAUAAAAAUACUAAAAAAAAGGUAAAAAUCAAUUACAAAUUGAACUUUACCUCCAAUAACAAUUUCCUUUUAACGAACAUUUACCUUGUUAUCCAUCUUAGCUAGUUCACCUACUUCAUAUAUAGCUAUCUUUUGUUUUACCAAAAAAAUUUACAUUGAAAUAUGGUAGCAUGCGUUUCUAAACCAAAAAAUUUUCCACAAUAUAUUUUACCAUUAUCCACCAUUUCAUUUGCAAUUUAUGAAAUCAUCACUUUCUACUUUAUGGAUCAAGCUUUAGAUAUAAACGGAAUCAACAUCAACAACUGACAAGCCAUUUCUACUGCUUUUCCAUUUAUAACUUUUAAUGCUUGCACCAUUCUAACAUUUUCAGCUAUCAUGUACACCACUCUCCUACAUUUGUCCCUUUCUUACUUUUAAUUUUCAUUGUAUGAUUUCAGCCUAUUUCACUUCCACACCCAACUCUCAUCUUAAUCAUUCCAUAUUUAUCUUAAUCUAAACUUAACAGCCUAUAUAGUUCACAUCCUUCUUCUUA